GCGCAUGUCCCAAGCAUGAUGGUGAAAAAACAUGGCGGAGGAUGAAGAAGAAGACCCGGUCGUGGCGGAGGUGGACGUUUAUUUGGCCCAGACUUUGGCCAACAAGCUCUACUUGUUUCAGUACCCGGUACGUCCUGGUGAUAUACCUUAUGACAAUAUACCUCAUAUUGGAGCAAGAAUUAAGCCAGAGCAGCAGAAGGUUGAACUUGAGUUAUCAAUAAACACAAAUAGUGCAAACUAUUAUGCACCUAGAGGAGAGCAGAUUGCUCAUGAUGUGGAUGGUUCCACCCCAUCAUCUGCUUCAGAACAAAAAGAUACAUUUUUUACCAGGUGUGUGAACUUAAGAAAGUUAGAAUUAGCCCUUUAACCAUGCUUUUAGUACAUACACUAUACCAGGGCUGUCAUUAACUCUUGAGGCACUUGUUUCCUCAAUCUUCACACUCCUAAAUAGAAGCAAGUACUACAAGCUACGGCCU
Orbicella faveolata is the source of this 476-nucleotide messenger RNA. RefSeq names its product DNA-directed RNA polymerase III subunit RPC5-like. Gene Ontology annotation, cellular component: nucleus; RNA polymerase III complex. The record is from RefSeq and is a predicted model, not a curated record. Lineage: Eukaryota; Metazoa; Cnidaria; Anthozoa; Scleractinia; Merulinidae. Gene Ontology annotation, biological process: tRNA transcription by RNA polymerase III.